AUGGAGGUGCCCACCGCCAAGGACUUCCAGUGGAAGCGCCUGGCGCCGCUGCCCAGCCGCCGCGUCUACUGCUCCCUGCUGGAGAGCGGGGGCCAGGUCUACGCCAUCGGGGGCUGCGACGACCACGGCGUCCCCAGGGACUGCUUCGAGGUCUACUCCCCCGAGGCCGACCAGUGGACGGCCCUGCCCCCGCUGCCCACCGCCCGGGCCGGCAUGGCCGUCACCGCCCUGGGCAAGAGGAUCAUGGUGAUUGGGGGCGUGGGCGCCAGCCAGCUGCCCCUGAAGGUGGUGGAGAUGUACCACAUCGACGAGGGCAAGUGGAAGAAGAGGAGCGUGCUGCGCGAGGCCGCCAUGGGCAUUUCCGUCACGGCCAAAGAUUACCGAGUGUACGCGGCAGGCGGGAUGGGUCUGGACCUGCGUCCGCACAACCAUCUUCAACACUAUGACAUGCUCAAGGACAUGUGGGUGUCACUAGCACCCAUGCCCACCCCACGCUACGCGGCCACCUCCUUCCUGAGAGGUUCCAAGAUCUACGUGCUGGGAGGACGGCAGGCCAAGUAUGCAGUCAACGCCUUCGAGGUCUUUGACAUUGAGACCCGCUCCUGGACCAAGUUCCCCAACAUCCCCUGCAAACGGGCCUUCUCCAGCUUCGUGACCCUGGACGACCGCUUGUACAGCCUGGGAGGCCUGCGGCAGGGCCGGCUCUACCGGCAGCCCAAGUUCCUCCGGACUAUGGACAUGUUUGACAUGGAGCAGGGGGGGUGGCUGAAGAUGGAACGCUCCUUCUUCCUCAAGAAACGCCGAGCAGACUUUGUGGCUGGCUCUUUGAGUGGGCGGGUCAUCGUGGCCGGAGGACUUGGGAACCAGCCCACGGUCCUGGAGACGGCAGAGGCGUUCCACCCAGGGAAGAACAAGUGGGAGGUGCUCCCGGCCAUGCCCACACCCCGCUGUGCCUGUUCCAGCAUUGUCGUCAAGAACUGCCUCCUGGCUGUGGGGGGUGUCAACCAGGGCCUGAGUGAUGCGGUAGAAGCCCUGUGUGUCUCUGACUCCUAG
Molecule: messenger RNA, 1053 nt
Organism: Pipistrellus nathusii (Nathusius's pipistrelle)
Lineage: Eukaryota; Metazoa; Chordata; Mammalia; Chiroptera; Vespertilionidae
Source: the annotation of a GenBank genome assembly